ACUGCCGCUAGUCAUCUGCGAAAGUACUGAAAUGCUCAUCGUCGUGUUGGUCGCGUCGUGAUGCAGGACAAAGUGCAACUUUGUAGCCGUAGAUUGGUCGCGAACACGUAUACGGCAAUGGGUGCUCGCCGAUCGCGUUACGUUGCCUCUCUCGUUAUCGAGAGCGACGGGACGAGUUACCGUCGCUGAGCGACGAUAACGCGGUGCAACCUACCGAGUGGCGUCGCGAGCGAAAACCAAACAUGUCUUCGUACACGAGCGAACUGUCACGCUCUCAGGAAUAUCUGAGCUUCCGUGGUUCCGUGCCGCUCAGGAAAAUCGUCGUCGAUGUCGACGGCAUCAAGGGAUGGAAAGUGUACGAUUCGAAUCCAAAGACUAUCAAGUGCCCUGUUAUAUGCCUUCCACCCGUUUGCGGUACGGCUGACAUCUUCUUUAGGCAGAUACUAGGCCUCGCAGCCAAAGGUUAUCGAGUUAUAUCGGCAGAGCCACCCGUAUACUGGAAUAUAAAGGAAUGGUGCGACGGGUUUAAAAGACUGUUGGAUUAUCUGGAGCUUGAUAAAGUUCAUCUGUUUGGGGUUUCACUAGGUGGUUUCCUGGCGCAGAAGUUUACAGAGGUUAACGCACAUUGUCCCAGAGUGGUGUCUCUGAUUUUGUGCAACACUUUUACAGACACAUCUGUGUUCAGUUACAACGAUUCCGCAGCGGUCUUUUGGAUAUUGCCUUCGUUGGUAUUGAAAAAAAUGAUAAUGGGAAAUUUUGCUACGGAACAAGUCGAUGGGGAAAUUGUAGAAGCAAUUGAUUUUAUGGUGGAACGGCUGGAGAGUUUAACGCAGCCCGAAUUAGCCUCCCGCUUAACAAUGAAUUGCGUAAAUUCUUACGUACAACCUCAAAAAAUAUGCCACUUACCUGUUACGAUAAUAGACGUCUUUGACGAGUACGCUUUAUCAAAUGCAGUCAGAGAAGAGAUGUAUAAAUGCUAUCCGAAUGCAAAACUAGCGCACUUGAAAAGCGGUGGAAAUUUUCCAUACUUGAGUCGAUCCGCUGAGGUUAAUUUGCAUUUACAGAUCCACCUAAGACAGUUUGAAGACACGGAAUAUGCAGCUUCCGAAAAAAUCAAGACUUAACGAAAUGAGUUGCUAUUAGUUACGAAAAUGAAAUAUUUAUUGAACAAGGCUGGCCUCCAUUAAUUACGUGGAAAUAUUAAUAACGUUAACAAGUCGGCGUUUUAUCACGGCGAAUCUAUCAUUCCGCUGAUUGAUCUCUCAGUUCUCAAUUCUCGCUGAAUCUUGUUAUAUCUGUACAUAUAAUGUGAAUCAUGUGAUGUACGUAUACUGCUGUUAUUUGAUUUGUUACAAAUCACCAUGUUUAGUUUCUUAAAUAUAAAGAAGGAUUUAUAUUUUUCA
Molecule: messenger RNA, 1403 nt
Organism: Ooceraea biroi (clonal raider ant)
Lineage: Eukaryota; Metazoa; Arthropoda; Insecta; Hymenoptera; Formicidae
Product: maspardin
Source: RefSeq, a predicted model, not a curated record